Messenger RNA from Grus americana (Whooping crane), 2950 nucleotides. RefSeq names its product ribonucleoprotein, PTB binding 1 (gene RAVER1). The record is from RefSeq and is a predicted model, not a curated record. The coding region runs from base 18 to 2330 and encodes 770 amino acids. Gene Ontology annotation, molecular function: mRNA binding. Gene Ontology annotation, cellular component: cytosol. NCBI's taxonomy places the organism in Eukaryota, Metazoa, Chordata, Aves, Gruiformes, Gruidae. The transcript has 15 exons.
GGCGGCGGGUGCCCAAGAUGGCGGCGGCAGCGGCGGCGCUCUCGCUGGCGGGCGCCGUAACGGCGCCGAGCCCGGAGCUACCGGGACCGGGACCGGGCCUGGGCCGGGCCCCUGAGGAGGAGCUACCGGUGCUGGACCCGGCCGAGGUGCGAAGCCGCCUGGAGCGGAGCGCCCGCCAGUUCCGGAACCGCCGCAAAGUGUUGAUCCGCGGGCUACCGGCCGACGUGAGCAACCAGGAAGUCCACGAUCUGCUGAGCGACUAUGAGCUGAAAUACUGCUUUGUGGACAAAUACAAAGGGACUGCGUUUGUCACCUUGCUCAAUGGGGAACAGGCGGAAUCGGCCAUCAAAAAAUUCCACCUGAGCAAACUCCGGGACAAGGAGAUCUCGGUGCAGCUGCAGCCCACGGACGCCCUCCUGUGUAUCGCCAACCUCCCUCAGCUCUACACCCAGCAACAAUUCGAGGAGCUGGUCCGACCUUUUGGCAACCUGGAACGUUGUUUCCUGGUCUAUAGCGAGAAAACGGGACACUCCAAAGGUUACGGAUUUGUGGAGUAUAUGAAAAAGGAUUCGGCGGCUAGAGCCAAGUCGGAUCUGCUGGGGAAGCAGCUGGGCACGCGGACUCUUUACGUCCACUGGACGGACGUCAACCAGUUGACGUUAGAUCUUCUCCAUUCCAAGUGCUUGUGCGUCGACAAGCUGCCCCACAGCUACGCCGACCUCGAGGAGCUGCGGCAGGUCUUCUCCGCCGCCUGCGCCCCCACUUUUUGCCAGCUGGCCUACGGCCAGGACGGGCAGCUGAAAGGCUUCGCGGUCCUGGAGUACGAGUCGGCGGAGGUGGCGGAGAUGGUUCAGCAGGCCACGGAUGGUUUGCCGCUCGCCGGGAAUCACGUCCGAGUCUCCUUCUGCGCUCCCGGCCCUCCCGGCCGCAGCAUGUUGGCUGCCUUGAUAGCCGCGCAGGCCACGGCGCUGAAUCGUGGGAAAGGGCUCCUCCCCGAGCCGAAUAUCCUCCAGAUUCUCAACAGCCUGGGAAAUCCCGCUUCCCUCCAGCUGCUGCUCAACCCCCUGCUCCACGGGGCUGUCGGAGGAAAACAGGGAAUCCUCGGUGCCGCUCCCUCCGUGCCGCUGGUCACCAACCCGGCCCUCUCCACGGCUCUCCUCCAACUCGCGCUGCAGAACCAAACCCAAGCGCAGCAGGCAUUGUUUGGGAAUUCCCUGUCCCUGCAGAACCAGGUCUGGACCCAGCUGCUGCAGAACAAGGAGAACCAAACCCUCUUCCAUAAACCGGGGAUCCUGGGCGACUCGCCGCUGAGCUCCCUGUCCCACGGCGCCCUGGGUUUGGCGAACGCGUUGGCGCAGCCCCCCAGCCAGCUCCUGGGAGAGCUCUCCUCAGGUGGCUCCUUGCCCGGUGACAUGGCGCAGGGACAUGUCAAAUCACCGAUUUUGCCUUCUGGAAACGUACCCCUGGCUUCUUUCCUGGGACCGGUGGGAGUAGAUCGGGAAAAUUCGGUGCUGGGGACGCAGGUGCCUCAACUCACCCCUCCCGCCGUCACCCCCCCGGCUCUUCAGGGUCUCACCACUUCCAUUUUGGGAUCUGUCAUCAGCGGUCUCCAAAAACCAAAACAGAACGAAAAUGGACCUCCUGCCUCUGGGGUCUCGCUCCUGGGGGAGCCCCCCAAAGACUUCAAAAUUCCUCUCAACCCCUACUUGAACCUGCACAGCCUCCUGCCAGCGAACAGCCUGGGGGGCGCUGCUAAUAAAGCAUUUAAUCUGAAAGCCGGCGUUCUGGGGAGCGUCUCCAAUCCUCGGCUCUCCCAGCCCUCCCUGGCCGAUCCGCUUCUCCCCUCGCCCGGGCUGGCCGGGGAUGGCUACGCCUUCGAUUACCAACCGGAUUUGGGCUCCCGGAUUUACCCCCAGACGAGAGACCCUGCCGGAUCCAUCCUGGGGGGCUUCGGGCACAGCAGACACAAGCUUUCCUCAUCCCCGGGGUUUGAGCGAGGGGCUUUGGGGCCGCCCCUGCCCCCCUUUUACUCAGGAUCCCCCAGUUCCUAUUUCACCAGUGGCCUUCAAGCUGGGCUCAAACAGAGUCACCUCAACAAGGCCGUUGGGAUGCCACCGUCGGGCUCCGCAGACGCCGUCCUCCCCUUGGGACCCCCCAGCCACUCGCACAACUCCCACUCAAAGACCCCCGUGGGUGGCCAGAAAAGAGCUUUCUCCCACCUCCUGCCCUCCCCGGAGCCCAGCCCCGAGGGGUGCUACGUGGGGCAGCACUCCCAGGGCCUGGGGGGGCAUUACGCCGACUCCUACCUGAAGCGGAAGAGGAUAUUUUAGCUGCCCCCCCCCCAUUUUCCAUUGUCCCCCCCCCCCCCUGUAAAUCUUGUACAAAUGUGGGUGGUUGGUGGUUUGGGGUUUGUUUUUUUUUUUUUUAAAUGUUCAGUCCUUUUUUUUUUUUUUUUUUGACUAUUUUUGGAGGGUUUUAAAGUGAUUUGAAAGAUUUGAUGGGGGGGGGGGGUGUCUCGUUGCAAACCCCCCCUUCCCCGUGCCGUAAGGGGGUUCCUGAGAGCCACGGGCCCCCCCUCUUUUUGCCGUGCCCCCCCCAUCCCCCAGCAGUAACUGGGAGCUGCGUGUGAGCCCCCCCCAAAAAAACCCCCAUGCGCUCCCUGCCUUAACCCACUGCUCGGGGUGAGGAGUGGGGGGCUCCCCAGUUUUGGGGCCCCCCCCAGCCCCAUGUUCCCCUCUGGGGGGGGGGGGUGGGUGGGUGUCCCAGGUUAAGUUGGGCACCUCAGCCCCCCCCCCCUUCCUGGACAUUUCACUUGUGUGGGGAUUUUUUUUGUGGUUUUGUUGGGUUUUUUUGGUUUUUUUAAAAGACUGGAGCUGCCGAGAUUUUACACUUUUUUUGGGGUAAAAGUUGCCUUUUUACUUUAACGCUCGUUUUUAUUGCCUUUUUUUUU